Molecule: messenger RNA, 2751 nt
Organism: Anoplopoma fimbria (sablefish)
Lineage: Eukaryota; Metazoa; Chordata; Actinopteri; Perciformes; Anoplopomatidae
Product: gasdermin-E-like
Exons: 10
Coding region: 257-1702 (481 amino acids)
Biological process (GO): programmed cell death
Cellular component (GO): cytoplasm
Source: RefSeq, a predicted model, not a curated record
UGACCGAACACUGACGCUACCAGUCGUUGCUGUUACACUCCCCGUUUACUUGUAUUACUUUUAUAAUAACUUUUAUAAUAAGAAGUAUCAUUGUAACCUCACGUCUGGACACUUGGCAUACUGUUACGCAUGGCAGCAUCGGGGACGUUUCGGGGCUGACAAACGGGACCUGAGAUCUCAACCGACCGUCAUCUUGAUCCUGUAGAGAGGUUUACAAAGUCAUUCAAGCUGUCUGCAGUCCUCGUCUACAGAAGUCAUGUUUUCCAAAGCCACUGCCAAAUUUGUCCGUCAGAUUGACCCUGAAGGAAGCCUCAUCCACGUGUCCCGAGUAAAUAACUCCAAGAAACUGGUUCCCAUGGCAAUGGUUGUCAAACGCAAGCGGAUCUUUUUCUGGCAGAGUCCCAAGUACCAACCGACAGACUUCACCCUCAGCGACUUGUUGGAAGGCGACAUGGUGCUCAGUCCCGAUGUGUCCGUGACAGAAUUCCUGAAGUACAAGGGGACGUUUGGAGGCAAAGUCUCUGGGAAGGUGGACACCGAGGCCGGCUCUUCCAGCGUCACAGUGGAGGGGUCGGGUACUACCAAGCUCCAGUCAUGUUUUGGCACGCUGAAGAAAGAGGACCUGGAUGUGAAGAAGCUGGUACAAGACUCCAAAAGCAGGCUGGUGGACAUGCAGAACCCGCUGGUGCAGCAGCUGGAGAAGGGAGCUGAGGUGCUGGCAGUGGUGAAGGAGAGGAUCCUGACCACCGACUCCUGCUCCAUCAUCCUGACGAAAAAGGAGCAGUGCGCCUUUCGGGGGAUUCUCGGGCUACUGGGCAUGCUGGGGAACUCUUUUAAGGUGUGUGUGAAGGACAGCAACAACAUUGAGGCGGACACCGAUGUUUCCUUGGAGAUCCCCUCUGGAACCGUCAUUGCUUACAGCAUCCUGGAACUGGAGAUAAAAAAAAAUGGGGACUAUAAUAUAUGCCUACAACCCGGAACAAUCGGAGGCAUUGAGUCCGACGCGCCCGAGUCCUGGCCGUCUCCUGAUUCCUUUGAUAUGAUGGACGGAGGUAGCAAUGGAAAGAUGGUUCCAUUGAAAGUAGCUUUGAGUGAACUGCUAAAUGGAUCACAGGAGGUGGACCUCUCUCCUCUGGCAGAGAUCCCCCAGUCAACACGAUGUGCCCUGUUCAAGAGACUCCAGGAGAUUCUGAAGGACAGAGCUGCUCUGUCUUAUAUGGAGUGUUUGCUGGACGAGUUGUGCAGCGACGAAACACUUGACAUAGCCAAGGAUGAAGAACUGUCGGAGAGUCAGAGAAAAUCAUUGGAAUCCCUACUGGACAGUCACGCUGAGAACAGCCAGAGUGAUCUUCCUGCCCGCCUAAACGCAGCUCACCUGUUGGUCAGUGCCAUGGAAGAGUUGCCUGAUCAAACCCUGAGCCUCUUAAGCGAGAUAAGUCCUGAUUUUCUGGAGGCCUUCGACACACUGAUGGACAAGUUAAAGAAGAGCAGUGAGCCUCUCUCCAUUACGUGUCUUCCGGUCCCACUGCAGGACAACCAGGCCUUCCAGCUUGCAGAGCAGCUGCUCAGCUCCACCCGUGUGACCCUGAAGAGAGAGAGCCACCAGCUGUGGACGGAGACUGGAAACGAAGCAGGGGUUCUCCCAUUGGUCCUCUGUAUUAGCAUACAGGGAUUGUCCCUGCUGUGCAAAGGGCUAAAUUAGAGGUGUCUGCAUGAGCACUUAAUUUAUUUUGUGUGUGUGUAUAUUUCCUCCAUUUCUUUAUUAUUGUGAAGUUUAUUGGCACUUAGUUUAGCACAAAAUAUUUUACUAUACUACCGUUAUGUAUUAUUACAUAUUGUUUAAAUGUUUUAAUGAAUCACACAUAUUUUACUAUUAUUCUAUUUUUCUUCUUAUAUAUUUUCAUGACUUAGAAAGCAUAUUUUUGUAUCAUAAAUGAAAUAUAUAUAUUUUAUGCAAUGAAUUCUUAUUCUUAGGUGCAGCUCUGACAUGGUUCAUAGAUUGUUCUCACUCUUUUAUAGCUUGUAAACCAUUAAGGAGGUUUUUAUUUCAUCUGGCACCUUACAUAAAUCAAACACACAAACUAUUUAUAUACAAAUUGUUUUGUAUAAAUCCAGUUUUACUGCUUUUAUUGAACUAUCACAAUGAUGAUUCCACUGAAAAUGCAUGAUGGUUAAGCUGAAAACCAUUCGGAUUUCUUAGCUCAAGAAAUCUUGAAAUGUGGUUUUUGAAAUAUGUAACAUUUGAUGCACGCUAACGGUACACAAAAUGAUAACAUUUAUACAUGUACGCAGUAUGCUGAAAACUGUAUUCUUGCUUGAAUUUUUAUUUUAAAUGAAGCUGCAUGGUAUUGCUGCAACAUAUUUGCUAUUAGACUAUUUUAUUUAUCAAGAAAACAUUCCCUAAAAUACUGGCAUUGAAUACAAAAAUCUACAUUUGAUUAAAAUGCAGUAUUGAUGUUUUCUUAAGUAGAUGAAGUAUAUUUGCAGCUAUAAAGUUUAAUGAAGCUACCUUUGCCAUAUUCUUACUGCCACUUUCUUAUUUGUCCGUUAACAUUGUAAUUUAUUGUUGAUUGAAAAAAAAAAAACGUUUUACUUUAUAACAUACUAAUCAAUUUUGAAAAAAAAAUUGCAUUUAGGUCUCUAUGUUACUGUAUCGAAGUGUAUCCUUAUGUCUUACAGAAAUGGCAAAUAAAGCUUGAGCAGUGUCUCCUAAAGAUAAAGAAAUGUGAGGAAAAGGAAAAAUGCAUUCAA